Achroia grisella is the source of this 3730-nucleotide messenger RNA. RefSeq names its product guanine nucleotide-binding protein subunit gamma-e (gene Ggamma30A). Gene Ontology annotation, molecular function: G-protein beta-subunit binding. Gene Ontology annotation, cellular component: heterotrimeric G-protein complex. The transcript has 4 exons. Gene Ontology annotation, biological process: sensory perception of taste; phospholipase C-activating G protein-coupled receptor signaling pathway. The coding region runs from base 602 to 820 and encodes 72 amino acids. NCBI's taxonomy places the organism in Eukaryota, Metazoa, Arthropoda, Insecta, Lepidoptera, Pyralidae. The record is from RefSeq and is a predicted model, not a curated record.
UGCUCUUUCAUUAGGCUGUACGCCACGCGACGUUUGCCUACAAAAUUGCGGUACGAAAAACUUAAUUUAAAAACGUCACUGUCAAACAUUUAGGCGCGAAUUUGCUACGUCAAAUUCCACAGAUUUAUAGAUACGGGGCGGGAAUGGCCAGAUGUUGGUUAUAUGUUUUUAAUUAUAACAUGUCUAGACAAUAUUAGACCAUUAAUCAGGCAAAUUAAGUUGGUAUCAUGUUAGGUGUGCGUUGUGUCGGUUAUUGUGUGUGUGUGCAGUCAUCAGCUUAUUGUUGUAAUCGAAUUAGCCGUAAUUAAAUUAGUACGGCGAGCGCCGUGGUAGAUCUCGUCCGUAUAAACAAAUAGGUUAUUAUUGAGGACAUUAUGAUAUUGGCCUUCUGUUUUCUUUGUUUCAGUUUCGUUUUGUUUUGACUGUGUGAAUAGUGCAAUCAUUAAAUCAGUGUUUUGAAUUUGUGAUUUAUCAAGUAAAACAACUUAUUGAGUUGAUUAGUCCAGAUUGAAGGCAUCUCAUUUUUCUUUUCGAGCAAGAGAAGCGGAGAGCUCGAAAACCAACACAGAAAUUAAAAAGCGAGCAAUUAACAUUCUGCGCGAUGGACCCCAGUAUUCUCGCAGCCAUGGACAAAGAGGCACUGAAAAAGCAGAUCGAAAAUAUGAAGUACCAAGCGUCCAUGGAACGCUGGCCGCUGUCUAAAAGCAUUGCAGCGAUGCGGGAGUAUGUAGAGGAAAAUGAGAAAAACGAUCCACUCAUACACGCCCCAGACAAGAAAAAUAAUCCAUGGGCUGAAAAGGGGAAAUGCAUCAUCAUGUAAUCAUUUAAAAUAAGUAAACAUAAAAUAUCACCAAAUUCUAAAAUACAUGAUUCCAUUAAAGGGAUGGGUGUGUGUCUGGUUGAAAUUAUUAGAGAAGAAACAAUUGGUAAUGCUCAAGAUAUAUCGAUAAAGGAUGCAUAGGAAAACAAUGAUUUGGACGAGUUAUAUAAUGAAAUGUUACUGCCAGACUAUAAAGAACAUAUUAAUACUCCAUCAAGAAGUUAAAAUGUAGUAACGCCAAGCUUAAGUUCUUAAUCGUUUAGUUUAUUUAUGUUAUGUAGUAUUCGUUCCCAAACAAAAUAAAUCUAGUCCUUAUAAUUCUAUAACAUUGUAAAGAAAUGUACAUUUUGACUGUGCGCGACGCAAGGAUGUACUUAUGAAUGUUCUGUUAAAAGGUAAAAAAAUGGUUGUAAAUACGUUAAAUUUUGUAUUUCUAGUAAUAGAAACGUUCGGUCAUGAAUCUAUCGGUAGAGGUAACUGGGAAAGUAAUUAGCGAACGCGGUAAAAUAAAAAAACAGUGUAAAUUAAUCUAAUUUCAAAAACGUAUGUUGACAACCUAAAUAUAUUAUUUGUUUUACUUAAGAAAUAUUAAUAUAUGUUGCAUGGUGAAAGUGAUGCCUUGAAAAUUACCGUUUAAAACAUAAAAUUUAAGAGUGUAUCGUGUGCGGAAGAACCCAUACAGUUCCAUACAAAUCAAAGCAACUUCCUCUUCCAUCUUUUUGUAUGGAGUUGAAGUGGAUUCUUGGGUAAACCAACUGAUUUGUGCUCGAUCAAGUGAAGCUAACUUGGUUGGUUUGGUGUGAACUUUUAAACAGUAUUAUGUAGUUUUUGUUUUGAUAUAAAAACUUUGUAAGAGAUCAACUUCGCUGGCGAAAUCUAGUCUAGAAGGUAAAAUGGUAACGAUAAUAUUAAAUGUGGAGAUUCCUUGAGCUCACGAAUCUUCGUAUUUAACUAAAGAUAAUUUAAACUAUAGGGUAAAUUGCUAAUCACAACUUAACAUGUAUUUGCUGGAUCACGGAGUUAGAAUGUUCGAGGAGAAUAAAUUUGGCAAUAAAAGGAGUUGAGGUGAGGUGUGAGGUAUAUAAGGAGAUGGUGUUAAACAUAGUAACAAAGAAGUAUAAAUGUAAGGUAACUUAAAAGAUUAAAUGCGACAUAAUCUUGUUCGAAACAAACGUAAUUGUUAAGCUGAUUUAGGAUACUUUUUUAUAAACACAGGUACAUUCCGCAGUGCCAUUAUCUAGUAAUGCUUCUAUAUAAAGUAACUCUUUAGCGAUUUCCCUUCUAUAAGCCAGUUUUAAUAUCAUAAUUUUGUCACUAUCCGUUGAAACCAAGUAAUUUACACAUUUAUUUCCCAUAUAGCAGAUUCCAUUUGUACCUAAAUAAUCUUGUUUUACUCUUUUUUAAUCUUGGCUUAAACAUAAAUAAUAUAUUAAUUAGAAUCUAUCAACUACGACUUUAAAUUUAGCACUUGAUUAGCUUAGUAUAAUUCAAAUAUAAAUUGAAAAAAAAAAUACCUAAGACUUUCAAAGUUUACUUAUUAACGCGACCUAUCGUAGUUUCCAAAUAAACUUCUUCUAAAUUAUAUCUAAGAUUUCUAGGUCUGGAACACAGAAACUUUUUCUCGUAUUCGAAGGUAAUACUUUCUGAAAUCGUUCGAUUUUCUAAUCUAAUGAUUGAACUUGGAAAAGUUUUUGUAUGUUCAGCCGAGUAGUUCUAUUAAUCUAACAUUCCAUUUAAAAGGAUUGCCUUUAAUCCUAAUUUUGAUUAAAAUAGAAAUGUUAAAACUUAUGCACUGUAGAUAAUUAUAGAUUAAAUUUAAAAGCUAACUUUAAACUAAAAUCUCUAAAUCUUUAAUAAAUACCUUCCCCUUACCAUAUCUAGACAUGAAGUAUGGAAAAUCAUUCUGGCUGUGAAUACUUCCAGUUUAUUUAGAUGCUUCACUCAUUGUCGUUAGUCGGAAAUUGCUGAGCAUCAUUCUCGUAUAAUUAAACAAUGUUAAAGGCGACAAUAAUUACUACUUAUACAGGAUCAAUGUAAGCGUACCAGCAGCUUUUACGAACCACCUAACUAAAUAUAUAACAAGAGAAUUCACGUCAAUUUAUUAUACGUACUUUUAUAAUAUUAUCUACAUCUUUAUCAUCAUUAGAAUCUUCAUCUCAUCUAUCUAUAUCUAUCAUAGUAUUAUAAUUUAACUCAUAUCUUCCUACACCUCUAAUUUCUUCAUUUCGUCUACCCUCUCUAGGAGUAAAUAGUUAUAUUAAUAGAACAUAGUUAAUAAUGAGUAGAAUUACUUAAUAAGAAAACAAGAAUCAAAGUUGAUUGUUAAUCUAUAUAAUAAAAUUGCAAUUCAGAGAAUUAACCUUAGAUAUAUAUAAAACGGAAGGUAAUGGUUUAUUUAAAAAUGGUUUAGUAAAUAAUAUAAGAUAUUGUACUUGCGAGUUUUUUGAACGGCGAAGUUUUUCUCUUAACCGUAAAAGUUUUAAUCUAAGUUUCGGGCAAUUUUCAAGGCAUUCCUUUGUUGGCCCUUAAUUCAUUAAGUUUUCUAUUAUUAUUAUUAUUAUUAUCUAUAUUUGUUCCAUUUUUAUGUUAAGUUAUAUGAAACCAAAGAUUUCCUUGUCAUAUGAGUAUUGUUCUCGCUGAAAUGAAUUUAUUUCGUGGAUGAAUAAGUUGAAAGAAACAUAGUUUAAUAUUUAACGUUUUAAUACCUAGCGUUUAUAUAACACUCUGUUUCAUUCAACUUUUGUGUUUUAUAGUAAGCUAAGGUUAAACUUGUCAUUUUUAAUGGAUUAAUCCAAAAUUUAAUAACUAGGUAAGGGUGAUAUUGGAAAUGAUUUUUUUAGAAUCAAUAGGCUAAGGUAUCGUAUGUUAUUAUUAAUUAUGUAAUGCAGUAAUCACUGAAAUAAAUGAAAA